Messenger RNA from Rotaria sp. Silwood2, 3162 nucleotides. NCBI's taxonomy places the organism in Eukaryota, Metazoa, Rotifera, Eurotatoria, Philodinida, Philodinidae. The record is from the annotation of a GenBank genome assembly.
AUGAAAAAAACUUUUUUAAGUGUUCGUCCAUUAUCAAAAAAUGAAGAACACGAUCUAUGUCAAACAUGCCUUGAUGUACAACGAGCAACAAAUGAAAUAAUUCUUGCUAAUAGUACAGCAUUUACAUUUGAUCAUGUAUUUUUACCAGAAACAAUACAAGAAGAUGUUUAUCGUGAAUGUAUUUACGAUAUGAUUGAAGGGUGUUUUCAAGGUUAUAGUGCAUCUAUACUUGCUUAUGGACAAACAGGUUCCGGAAAGACUUUUACUAUGGGUAGUGGAAUUGAAUAUAAUGAUCCGAGUAAAGAAGGUAUUUUACCUCGUGCUAUCAUGCAUAUAUUUCAACGAUGUGCAAGUUAUGAACGUGAAGCAGAAUCAAAAGGGAUUGCUCUAUCAAAAUGUGUUGUUUCAUGUCAAUUUAUUGAAAUUUAUAAUGAAAAUAUCUAUGAUUUAUUUAAUAAAGAAAAUAUUGAUUUUCGUUCACAAAAAAAUUCUGAUAAACAUGUUGUAUUCGAAAAUAGUAAUGGCGAAAUAGCUGUUACUAAUAUUACAACACGCUUUGUUACAACUGCACAAGAGACAUUGGAUUGUUUGAAAGAAGGUGCUCUUAGUCGAACAACAGCAUCAACACGUAUGAACACUGUGUCAAGUCGAUCACACGCCAUAUUUACUGUUACUUUACAAUUUGAACGUGUUGUUCCAUCAGUAUCUACAUCAAAUUCAAAUUUACGUGAACAAAUUCGGGCUAAAAUUCAUUUUGUUGAUUUAGCUGGUUCAGAAAGUUUGAAACGAACAGGUGCAACAGGUCAACGUGCUAAAGAAGGCAUCAGUAUUAAUAGCGGUUUGCUUGUUCUUGGUAAUGUCAUAUCAGUCUUAGGUGAUCCCAUGAAAAAAGGUGCACAUGUUCCUUAUCGUGAUUCAAAAUUAACUCGUUUAUUACAAGAUUCAUUAGGCGGUAAUAGUCGAACAUUAAUGAUUGCUUGUAUUUCACCAGUUGAUCGUGAUUUUUCUGAGACAAAAAGUACAUUGAACUAUGCUCAACGUGCACGUAAUAUUCGUAAUCGUGUUAAAGUUAAUCAAGAUAAACAUAGUAGACAAAUAAUACAAUUACAAAUGGAAAUUGAACGAUUACGUGCAUUAGUUGAUAAAAAUGAACGUUUACCAACGGUUGAAUAUGAUCAAGCGAAUAAUAGUGCAUUAAAUCAAGAACUUGAACGUAUACGAUCAUAUAUAUAUACAAUACAACGUUCAAUUAAUGAAACAAAUACUGUAUCACAAACAUUAAAACAAGAUCUUGAAACAGUUCGUGAUCAUCGACAAAUGAAUGAUACAACAUUUGAUUAUGAUCAAGCAUUAAAUCAAUGUUUAAUUAGAAGUGAUGAAAUUCAAUCUCGAUUAUCACGUAUGAUCGAUGUUAGUAAUGUACUUCGUAGACGUAGUCCAUUAUCUUGUCGUCGUAAAAGUCGUUUAACAAGAUCAUUUUCAGCUGAUCAGCCAUUAUCAGUUGAGUUUAAUCAAACUCCAAUUGGUGCAGAUGAUUUACAACCAUGUAUUGAAGAUAUUCGUCAUGAAAUUGAUCGUCUUCGACGAGAAGAACAAUUACUUCGCGAAAGUGGUUCAGCAAAAUCAAACCGUAUUGGUAUUAGUACAAUACCAGGUUCACCACAAGAACCACAUGAAAUUCAAGAACAACAAAAAACUGAAACAAUUUAUCCACUUUCAACAAAUCCAUCAUCAGAUACUAUUGAUAAUCCUUCAAAUAUACAAAUUAUGGAUGAGCAAGAAAACAUGGUUAAUAGUGAUGAUGAAGAUGAACAAGCUCAAAUGCCUGUUGAUGAUGCUCAAACUGAAUCUGAUGUACAAGAAGAAAAAUUAGUUAUAAUUACAACUGAAAUCAAUGCUAAACAAAAAUGUCUUGAAAUGCUUGAAAGUGCACGUAAACGUAGUGAUCUUAUACGUCAACGAUAUGAAGAACGUAUAAAAGCUCUUUCAGAACGUAUACAAAAUGCUGAAGAUGAAAAACAAGCGGCUGUUACUAAAUUAAAUUCAGCUGCACGUGAUCAAUAUAAUAUUGAAGAAUUAAAAUCCGCAAGACGUGAUUAUGAAGAAAAAAUUCGUCGAUUAGAAAUUGAAAAUAAUGAAUUAUCAACAUUGCGUGCACAAUAUAAUGUUUGUUUAAAAGAUGGAGAAUAUUAUAAAAAAGAACUUGCGAAACAUACAAAUGAAUUAAAAGAUUUACGUAAAAUGAAAGUUCAAUUAUCACGUGAAUUACGACAAGAAUUUAUUCGACAUAGACAAGCUGAACAAGCUAAAGCAAGAGAAAUUGCUACACUUAAACGAACACAAAUGCAAAAAGAUAAUGUUAUUCGAACAUUACGUGCUCAGCAUAAACAAAAAGAAAUGAUUCUUAAACGUAAACAAGAAGAGGUACAUUUAUUACGCCGUCAAAUGCGCUCAGCACGAAUGCGUAAAACAACCAAGGAGAUGACUGCACAUUUUGCUGCUAUACAACAAGGCAUUGCAAAUGCUAUUCGUCGUCGAAAACUGAUCGCUGGUAUAAAUCGAGAUAUGAAUACAUUAAUAGAAAAUCGUGAACGUGCAAGUCGUAAACGUGAACGUUAUUGUAAACGAUUAAAUAAAACAAUUGUUUUGAAUAAAACUGAUCAAGAACAAUCUGAAGAAACAGCAUCGACACCAAUACGUGAUUCAAUAUCAAAAUUAGAUAAUACAAUUGAUUAUCUGAAUUCCGAAAUAGCAUCAUGUCAACAAGUAUUAAUGGCUUAUGACGAUGAACAACAAUCAAAUGAAUUAAUACAAGGACCUGAUCCACAAUUUAUUGUUGAUUGUGUUACUGAUAUUGAUGAACUUCGUUAUUUAUUAACAAAACUUAUUGAACAAACUAUUGAAAAAGGCUUUGAAGCUGAUGAAGCUAAUGAAUUAAUGUCAUACGUUGAUUUAGUUGAAAAUAUUCUUGUUAAAAAAGAAGAUGUCAAACCAGCAGCAACACGUAUUAAAAAAGUAGUAACAGAUACUUGUCAAGAUGAUUCAAUGGAUACAACACCUGUUCCUGAAGAUUCACCAUCAUCAAAAACAAUGAUACUUCGACCAUUAUGUAAUUCUCCAAGUCUAUCUAAUUAUCAAAGUGAACCUAUGUGUUCGGAUUAA